GUCUAAUUCGUCUGCAAGAGCUCAUCAAAGCCCCUUCUAGAUACAACAUUAAAAUCAAAAUCCGCCAACUGCCCUCUGGAAAUAAAGAUGCCAGGCCCUUACUCAAGGAGAUGAAGAAGGGCAAAGAGUUCUACGUGAUAUUUGACUGCUCACAUGAAACGGCAGCAGAAAUCCUUAAGCAGAUUCUCUCCAUGGGAAUGAUGACCGAAUACUACCACUACUUUUUUACAACACUGGAUCUAUUUGCAUUAGACCUGGAACCCUACAGAUACAGCGGAGUAAACAUGACAGGGUUUCGCCUGCUCAACAUUGAGAACCCGCAAGUUUCGUCGGUCAUUGAGAAAUGGUCAAUGGAGCGUCUGCAGGCACCACCAAAACCGGAGACUGGCCUCCUCGAUGGCAUGAUGACAACUGAAGCAGCUCUGAUGUACGAUGCUGUUUACAUGGUAGCAGUGGCCUCCCAGCGUGCCUCCCAGAUGACUGUCAGCUCCCUGCAGUGCCACAGACACAAGCCGUGGCGUUUUGGACCCAGAUUUAUGAAUCUGAUAAAAGAGGCAAGUAGGGUUUUUGUGUUACCAACGGCACGGUGGGAUGGCCUGACAGGGCGCAUAACCUUCAACAAAACGGAUGGGUUGCGGAAGGAUUUUGAUUUGGACAUUAUUAGUCUCAAGGAGGAAGGAACAGAAAAGGCUGCUGGCGAGGUUUCUAAUCAUUUAUAUAAAGUGUGGAAGAAGAUUGGGGUUUGGAACUCAUACAGUGGCCUUAACAUGACGGACAGCAACAAGGACCGAUCAACCAACAUCACGGAUUCCUUGGCUAACCGGACACUUAUCGUCACCACCAUUUUGGAAGAUCCCUAUGUUAUGUACAAGAAGUCUGACAAGCCCUUGUAUGGAAAUGACAGAUUUGAAGGUUAUUGCCUGGACUUACUAAAGGAGCUGUCAAAUAUUUUAGGCUUCAUCUAUGAGGUCAAACUAGUUUCUGAUGGUAAAUACGGAGCCCAGAAUGACAAAGGAGAGUGGAAUGGGAUGGUCAAAGAACUCAUAGAUCAUAAAGCUGAUCUGGCUGUUGCCCCUCUCACUAUUACCUAUGUAAGAGAGAAAGUAAUUGAUUUUUCCAAGCCCUUCAUGACGCUGGGAAUCAGUAUCUUGUACCGGAAGCCCAAUGGGACAAACCCUGGUGUUUUCUCCUUUUUAAACCCUCUUUCUCCUGAUAUUUGGAUGUAUGUUCUCCUAGCUUGCCUUGGAGUCAGUUGUGUCCUCUUUGUCAUUGCGAGGUUUACACCAUACGAGUGGUAUAACCCCCACCCGUGCAACCCAGACUCAGAUGUGGUGGAAAACAAUUUUACUUUACUAAAUAGUUUCUGGUUUGGAGUUGGAGCUCUCAUGCAGCAAGGAUCAGAGCUGAUGCCCAAAGCUCUUUCUACCAGAAUAGUUGGAGGAAUAUGGUGGUUUUUCACCUUAAUCAUAAUCUCAUCCUAUACUGCCAACCUGGCUGCCUUCCUGACCGUGGAGAGGAUGGAAUCUCCCAUUGAUUCAGCAGACGAUUUGGCAAAGCAAACCAAGAUAGAGUACGGGGCUGUUAGAGACGGAUCCACAAUGACAUUCUUCAAGAAAUCCAAAAUAUCAACCUAUGAGAAGAUGUGGGCGUUCAUGAGCAGCAGGCAGCAGACAGCGCUGGUGAAGAACAACGAUGAGGGAAUCCAGCGUGUGCUCACUACGGACUAUGCGCUGCUAAUGGAGUCAACCAGCAUAGAGUAUGUGACUCAGAGAAACUGCAACCUCACCCAGAUCGGAGGGCUCAUUGAUUCGAAAGGCUACGGCGUGGGAACCCCCAUUGGGUCUCCUUACAGGGACAAGAUCACCAUCGCCAUCCUCCAGCUCCAGGAGGAGGGAAAGCUGCACAUGAUGAAGGAAAAGUGGUGGCGAGGCAACGGCUGCCCUGAGGAGGACAGCAAAGAAGCCAGUGCUCUUGGGGUGGAAAAUAUUGGAGGCAUCUUCAUAGUGCUCGCUGCAGGGCUGGUUCUUUCGGUGUUUGUAGCCAUUGGUGAAUUUAUAUAUAAAUCAAGGAAAAACAGCGAUAUUGAGCAGUGUCUUUCUUUCAAUGCGAUAAUGGAGGAGCUUGGAAUUUCGCUCAAGCAUCAGAAGAAGUUAAAGAAAAGGUCGAGAACUAAGGGGAAAUCUUCAUUCACAAGUAUCCUUACUUGUCACCAGAGGCGGACGCUGAGGAAAGAAACCAUAGCAUGAGCAAGAGAGACCCCUUUGAGGAAACAUCAGGAACAAAAGAACGAAACAAAAACAUUGCUGCCUACAAGUUGAUUGUGGUGGGAUUUCUGAAAUAUAGACGUUUACCUUGUUCUUCAGAAAUUCUCUGUGGUUUCUUUUUUUAAUCUAGAGGUACAACAGUUUAAAUGCUCACAUAGACUGAUGUACUACUAAUCAUGUGGGAAGUGUCUCACUCUUUCUUUUGAGAUGGAUUUGUAUGCUCAUCUGUUUUGCAUCUCUCUUCCCCUCCCCAUGCAUUGCUGUAUGUGCUUUCUAAAUAAAUAAAUAAACAAGAGACAGGGUUCUUUUUUCCAAUAA
Tauraco erythrolophus (red-crested turaco) is the source of this 2582-nucleotide messenger RNA. NCBI's taxonomy places the organism in Eukaryota, Metazoa, Chordata, Aves, Musophagiformes, Musophagidae. The record is from RefSeq and is a predicted model, not a curated record.